AUGAACAAUUUAAUUAUAUCAUUUGUUUUAAUCGGUUGUUUCAAUUGCAUAGCCCAUGGUUACAAUGUACCCAUCGGGUUAGGAGCAAGUACUCAACAGCAACAAUUUACUAAUAGUUAUGGACAAUCAUCGAUGGGUAUUGGCGGACAAUCAAGUAAACAGUAUCAAUCGAACUCAAUGGACAUCGGAUCGAGCGGCGAAAAAGUUGUUUCCUCACAAUCGGUAUCAUCUUCGUCGGGUGGAAUGGGUCAACUUUCUCAAUCAACUUCAUCGGUCGGUGGUUUAGGUGGAUCAGCAUCUCAAACGGUCUCAUCUUCAAUGAGCGUUCCAGCCUCGAGUUCACUUUCAUACUCGAGUGUUUCGGGACCUUCAAUGAUUCCAAAUGGUCUUAACAACCAAGCCUCAUAUACUUCCUAUCAAUCAGGUUUAGAUUCAGGACUUACUUCCGGUGUAAGAUCAACCUCAUCUUCAGUAUCUGUACCUGAUUCCAGUCCAAUGGGUGGUUUAACUUCAACUACAACAACAAUAGCAUCUUCUUCAUCACCAUCACUCCCAACCUCCGGUACUUCAUCAAUGGUCAUCUCUGAUUCAUUAACUGGUAAUGUCGAUGAUAAUAUUGACGACGAUGAUGAUGUUAAUAGUGAUAAUCGAUUCCGAGGCUCAUCAUCAACAAUCUACAGACCCCGAGGACCUUUUGGAUCUCGAUGUGAAGACAAUGAAGGUGUUAUCAUCUAUAUCAAACCCGAAAGUAGAUGGGGACGAAUUGGCCGCCGAUCAUUUGCUCGAGCUGCUACUACUUCUAUUAGACACCGAAGACGAUUCGGUUCAACUGGUUCCAUGAGCGACGAUUAUGAUGAUGAUGAUGUUAAUGAUGAAUUCAACGAUAACGACGAUAAUGAUAGUUACGAUUAUAACAAUCGAGACCAAAGAGAUCGAAUGGAAAGAAGAGACAUUCGAACCGGAUUAAGAGUUCACCGUCGAGGAUCAAUUGAUAAAUCAAUUUCUCUAAUGACUGACAAGAAUUCUGUCAAUCAACGUUCUGACGAUUUAACCGUUCGAAAUGAAGAUUACCGAAACAACCAUAAAUCGUCAACAUUUUCCCGAUCAAACCUCUACGAUACCAAUGAAAGUAAUCAACAAUUUGAUAAAUCAGCAACAAUCGAGGUAAACAAACGAGUAAAUGUAAACAAUGAAGCUAAUUAUCAAAACAAUCGACGGGUCUCUCGAAGUAGCAAUGUAAACAAUCAAAAUUCAAACCUCGAGUCAAAUGUUAAUUAUUCAUCAGAUGUUUCCGAUCUCAAUUCAGUGAAUCAAAUUAAUCGAGUUAAUCGAAUCAACCGAAUCAACCGAAUCAAUCGAGUCAAUCGUAUCAACCGAGUGAACAAUAUCAACUCAGUUAAUGAACAGUAUGAUGUUAAUGAUGUUAAUUCAAUUAACAAUAUGGUUAAUGAUGAGCAAAGAUACAACAAUGUAAGAAGACAAUCAGCCACAAUUAACAAUCAAUAUGAUACUCGAUCAUCAACACUUAAUAACAAUCAAAUUAACAGUAACAACAUUGCCAAUCAAUAUGAAACCUCCCGAUCAUCAAAUAUUCAACAAUCAGCCAACAAUCAGUUUAACCAUCGAUCAACAGCCAACACUAACAACAAUUAUAUCAACAAUCAAUUGGAUCAUCGAUCAACUAAUAUUCAAUCAAAUUCUAACUCUUUGAAUAAUAUUAACAAUUCUUACGAUAAUUCAGUCUCUCGAAAUGUUCAACAAACUUCAUCAACCAACGUUGCCAAUUCAGCGAUUAACAAUAACAGUGUCAGUCGAUCAUCAAACGUCCAACAAUCAGUUAAUUCCCUUGAUUCAACCUACAAUCAAGAUCAUAGAUCAGUAAACAAUAAUGUAAACAUAAAUAAUCAACAAUCAGCUUUAAUCAAUUCGCAAACUUCUUUGAAAAAUACUAAUCAAUUUGAUGUGAAUCGAUCAACUUCAACCGCAGCAAUUUCCAGUAAUUCAGUUAACAAUCAAAACUUAAUCAACUCACAAGUUAGUCGAUCAUCAACUGUUAACAGUAACAAUAAUGCCGUUUAUGAUUCUCGAAACUCUCAAUCAAAUUCAUUAAUCAACAAUGAAUCAAACAUUAACCGAUUAUCGGUUGACCAAAAUACCCAACAGAAUUCAAUUAACUCAGUUAACAACUUGAACCGACAAUCAAGCACCAGCUCAUUGAAUGCUUACAAUUCAGCCAAUGUCGCCCGAUCAUCAACCGAUGUUUCAUCCUUAUCCUCAGUAAAUAACGUAGCUAAUUCCGAUUACAAUUCAAAUUCAAUCAGUCGAUCAGCUAAUAUCAAUUCAAACUCUCAGCAAACUUCCCUUAAUUCAGUCAACAAUUUGAACCGACAAUCAAACCUAAACUCAAUGAAUGCUUACAAUUCAGCCAAUGCCGUCCGAUCAUCAACCGAUGUUUCAUCCUUAUCCUCAGUAAACAACGUAGCCAAUUCCGAUUAUAACUCCAACUCAGUUAGUCGAUCAGCCGAUAUCAACUCAAAUAUCCAACAAAGUUCAGUUAACAAUUUAAACCGACAAUCAAGUACCAGUGCAUUGAAUAGUUUCAACUCCAACAUCGCCCGAUCAUCAAACGAUGUCUCAUCCCGAUCAUCAGUCAAUAAUAUCGCCAAUUCUGAUUAUAAUUCAAACUCAAUCAGUCAAUCAGCUAAUAUCAAUUCCAACACUCAACAAAGUUCAGUUAACUCAGUCAAUAGUUUGAACCGACAAUCAAACGUAAACUCAAUGAAUGCUUACAAUUCAGCCAAUGCCGUCCGAUCAUCAACCGAUGUUUCAUCAUUAUCAUCAGUAAACAAUGUAGCUAAUUCCGAUUACAAUUCAAAUUCAAUAAGAUCAUCAAAUGUUAAUUCAAAUUCUGUUAACAAUGCUUACAGUUCAAAAAAUGUUCUCAAUCGAUCAUCAAAUGAUAUUAGAAGUUCAGUAAACAAUCAGGUAUCUUCUUCCUCAACCAGUAACAACAAUCUAAUUAACUCAUCAAAGUCUUUCAACAGUCAACAACAAUCAACUAAUUUACAAAAUUCAGCCAACUCUGAUUACUCUUCAAGUAAUAUUAAUCGAUUGUCUUCAACUUCACAAUCAGCAUCAGAUUUGCGAAAUUCUAAUUCAGCCUUUUUAUCCUCCAACAAUCAAAAGUCAAUCUAUGAUUCUAGUCAAUCAUCAUCAGCUAAAUCAACCUAUGGUUCAUCAACUAAUUCUGGUUCAUUUAAUCAGAUGAGCUCAAGCUCAGCCAAUAAUGGACUUGGUUCAUCUACCACUUCAAGUGUCUCAUCAAGUUCAGGAGGUGGACUCAUCGGUGGUGUUUUAAACACGGCUACAAACCUCUUAGGAGCUGGUGGUAGUUCAGGAUCAUCUAACGGUGGACUAAUUGGAGGUGUAUUGAACACUGCAACUGGUCUCCUUGGCGGUGGAUCAAGUUCUGGAUCAGGAUCAUCAUCAUCAUCUGGAGGUCUUCUUGGAAGUCUAUUAGGUGGUGGAUCAUCUAGUGGAUCCUCAGGCGGUGGACUUCUUGGUCUCGGUGGAUCAAGUUCAGGCUCAAGUUCGUCCUCGGUCAGUGCAAGCGGAUCAUCAAGCGGAGGUCUCCUUGGAGGUCUUCUCGGUUAG
Molecule: messenger RNA, 3654 nt
Organism: Panonychus citri (citrus red mite)
Lineage: Eukaryota; Metazoa; Arthropoda; Arachnida; Trombidiformes; Tetranychidae
Exons: 3
Coding region: 1-3654 (1217 amino acids)
Source: RefSeq, a predicted model, not a curated record